Messenger RNA from Microbotryum saponariae, 2667 nucleotides. NCBI's taxonomy places the organism in Eukaryota, Fungi, Basidiomycota, Microbotryomycetes, Microbotryales, Microbotryaceae. The record is from the annotation of a GenBank genome assembly.
AUGCUCAACGGUAGCAAGGUUCAAUCAAGCUCUAAACGCGACCCGUCUGCGAAGAGAUCGGGGAUCCCAGCGCUGCCUUCCUACGGGAGGUCAACGCCAAGUGGGGGAGGAAAGUUCGCUUCACCCCUGCGGUAUCAAUCCCCGGUACCCACCAAGAUUCCUCACCGUAAUCCACGUCUCGACAUGCCCCUCCCAGCUGUUCCGCAGCCGCUACGUCCACCCCAACCAACUGGCACGUCACAGCCCUCGGCCUCAUCCAUGAGUGCGCCAGCGUUACCUCGUACCAAGACCCGCAUGUCCGAGCCUCCUCCAACGACUCUGAAAACUUUACUACCACGCUCCAACUCUUCCUCCAAAAGCGACAUCGCUUCGGUCCUGCUGGCCUUCCCCACACCUCCUUCCGCCGCUGCUCACACACCCACGAAGCGCGUAGCCCCUCUCUCCCUGCCCCCACACUUGGCGAUGGGGGCCACGCCGUCACACUCGCAAGUCCCUCGUCCUAGGAGCUGCCUCAGCUCUUUGAAGCGGUCAUCCACAACUCCAACGUCUCGAAUAGGAGAAAAGAAGAAGGUUCACCCGAUCAAUACUGCAUCCCAAAGAGCCUCUCUCACCGUUUCCUCGCCAACGAGCAAGCGCGGCUCCACUAGCUCCCUCGUCGAUGUUCGACCCGUGUCAGCUCAAUUUUCGCCGACCAACCCACCCAGAUCACCACUUCCGGUAAGUUUUCAUUUAUUCCUUGCUUUCUGUUUCAUUUGAAUUGAUAAUGUUUGCUCAAAUUCUCCCAGGCCGUACCAAAGGAGCUGCCGGCGUUGCCUCAGCUGGUACUGACUUCCUCGAAGCGACCAUUGUCCAAGAUCACAGGACCGUCGACGGCACCUACCUUGUCGUCUAUGACCCGCGAAAAGAUACCCUCUCGAUCCUGUUCAUUUCCUCUACCGCCCUCGAUCGAGGUACCAACGCCGAAACUUUUGAGUUCCUUAAGGGAAGACGAAGUCGAAGAUUUGUUCGAUACACCCGUGCAUAGUAGACAGACCUCUUCUCGUUCCCGAGUCAGCUCUGUCGAUUCCCAAGCGAGUCGUUCGAAUGGUUCGGUUCGUGGCGGCUUGGUAAGACCCUGCGCUUCGUCUCCGAACUUGGCUCGGAAGCGCAUUGUAGCCGAGGAGGAGCGAGUAGAGCACCUAGAACCGCAAACACCGCUGGGUGACGUCUCGGAUGGGACGUCGCACUCGACCGGGGAAUCGUCCGAGAUCGACAUCGACGCGAGCUUGGAUGCAUCAGCCUGGAGGGCAGGAGUGAUGGCCAAAGAGCUGAUGGCAAUCGACAGUGAAGACGACGAGACGCAGGCCGAGUGCGUGAGGGAGUUGACGCUGCGACUCUCAAUGGCACGCCAGAAUCAAUCGGUGAGGGGCACCAGUCCCCAGCAGAGGCGGUUGGCUCACACGGUAAGGGCCUACAUUGAUCUCCGAUCUACUCUGGUAUAUCACCCGGAGGUCACUUGGACUGAUCGAGAUUUAGUCACGUUCCAUGCUUGCACAGCCGUACAAGAUCGUUCGCAAGCCACGCUCACAGCACUUCGAUUCUGAUUCGGACGGCUAUACCUUGUCGGAGGAAGAGGAGAACUUUGACCUCUCCCUCGACUAUGGCUCCUCCCUCUCACCAAGCCACAAAAUAUUCUCGUCCAGGUCACUCCGCUCGCGCAGCUCGACGUCGUCGUCCUAUGGCGAGCAGUCGACAAGCUGCAGUCCCGGCGCCACACUCUUUCUUCAGAGGCAGUCGAGUCGGGAAAAGCUGUGGCAGACGGCGCUUGAUUCAGAUAGUACCCUCGGUCUUGGUGCCAACGUUCUUCCAAGCUCUGGAGCGUAUAGUAAAGAACUUAGCGACCAAGAGCUAGCAGGCGCUCCGGAGCAAGACUUUUGGUCACCCUCUGGGCAUUGCAAUCGGUCGCUCGGUUCAUCGACCAGUACCAGGAUCGAUACACAAGGUCAAAUCGGUAAUAACACUUGUAUCUCGAUACAAGACUACAGGCAUCAAGUCCAACGCCAUGCCUCCGUAGGAAUGCACGAUUUCCAGUCCGGAUCUACAGACCUGCGACCGCUGCGCACUUAUUCCUCAACGUCGUCCUUGAAGCCAUUAGCCACCGUCGCUCGGCUGCAACAAGUGGAAGGAAGCUAUGGCGAAAAACGACUCUCCAACUUGACCCGUUCGGAAUCUUAUAAAUCUAACGCUAUGCUGAGACUGCACACGCAGACUCUGGCCGUCAAUCCUUCCGCUCCCUCUCCGGAGUGGACGGGCACCUUUCGCUCUGGAUCGAUUACGCCCAAGACCCCAUUGUCACCCAUCCCGUGCGGUUUGCCGAGCUCGCCUUCCGGCCCUUUUUCUCCCACUCGACGCCUCUCAUUGAAACCACUGAGGACGAGCCAGUCAUCCUCCGUGCUCUGCGGGAGCGUUUACGAGGUAGUCACCGCAUUAUCGUCGACGAACCUAAACCGCUCGAGCUCGACGUCAUAUCCCUCGAGGCCGCUUGGAGCUAUCGUGGCGAGUGGAAUGACAACGGGAACAGCUUCUCACGGGCGAAGGAUGUCUCGCUCGAUCCCUUACGUCUCGACGCAGGUGGGGACAACGCCGUUGAUCUUGCCCGGACUGGCCGAGGCGGCGCCCUCCUUCUGA